Messenger RNA from Paramacrobiotus metropolitanus, 994 nucleotides. RefSeq lists its product as uncharacterized. Lineage: Eukaryota; Metazoa; Tardigrada; Eutardigrada; Parachela; Macrobiotidae. The record is from RefSeq and is a predicted model, not a curated record. Bases 94 to 882 code for a protein of 262 amino acids. The transcript has 7 exons.
AGUUAGAGUUUCAGUUUCGCGACAACGUACGUUUCGUGAAUCGCGGGUAACUUUAACCAGCGUUCAAGAAAAAAGUCUGUGUAUUGCCGAAUCAUGCGCAGCUUAACGUGCUUGCUCGUAUUAGCCUCCUGCUUGGUCGGGGUAUGGACAGCUCCUUAUGAUACAUCUACUGGUGGAUCCGGCGGAUGUAAAACCAACACAUGCGGCAAAAGGGCGAAAGCCGGCCCCGGAGGUCUGCCGCCCAGUGACAAGUCGAGGAUCCCAGUGACUGCCACUCGUGGUGUAGCCAAGGAUCAAAUCAGUCAAUGGAACGGCAUGACAUUGAAAACGCUGACUACCGCCAUUACAUGGUUGAAUUCUUCCUACAUAACAUGUGCGAAGAUGGUCGGACUGACUCCUGACCAGGGUCCCGCAAUUGUCGUCGGCGGUAACGCAGUCAGAUUUUACCAAGCUGACCCGCUCAUCACAAUCAACUUCAACAUCAACGAAGUCACGUUUUACCAGCAUAAAUCGAGCUUCGCCACUACCGGCAACAUCGGACGAAAUAUCGACCGUCUUAUGCAAAACCUCUGCAAGGAUGACAAAGAUGGUUAUGUAGCCGCAGUAGACUAUCUUGGUCAACUUCAUCACAAGUUCGCCAUCGAUCCCACAAUUAAACAGAACACCGAUUUGGGCUUGUUUCUUAAAGAUGCCGAUGCGCACGUUCGAGCCAUCGCUGCUUGCAUUUCUCACGAUCAGUGGACUAACGAUAUCUAUGUGGCUAUUAUGCAGCCCCUUCGUUAUAUCCGUUGGUCGACAUGGCAUGCCGGCCAAGCAUAUUCGCUGCAGCGCAACUGCUUCCGUCGCGCUGACCCCAAUGAUGGUGCUCGUGUUAAGGAUUAAUUUUUUCUCUGUGGAAUAAAUGUGAUUCAAGAACGAAGCUGUUCUUGAGUUACAGUCGUUGAUCUGUACGAAAAAUUCCAAUUUCUACAUGAAUAAAGGAACACGACCAUUA